CCGUGCAUGGAUGGAUUCGGGAAAUGCCGUUGACCAUGAUAGUUGAUUUAUUUAUGUGUGUAUGGCCAUUGAAAGUUUGAAGCUCAGAGCUCAAGAUUUUGACCUGAUAACCCCACAAGUUCGAGGCACGCAGACAAUUAAUCGAAUCUACUGGUGUCCUUACCUAGUAGUAUUAAUCUUCUUCUUCAAUACCUACCUACCGACUCAAAUAUGCCUCCAGUACCGCAACCUCAAGGCCAUCCCGGUGGCCAGACCAUCUGGAACAAACGUAUGACGAUCGAUCACUUUCCCCCUCUACUUUGGACUUAUACUGAUCGUGCUUCACAGUCCAGAUGGGCGCUAUGAUGGGUGGCAGUAUGCGACAAUGAUCUCGUCCAUAGAAAUAAGUUACUGACCAUAUUUAACAACAGCUGUUGGUGCUAUCUUGGGAUUUAUGUAUGGUAUGUUGAAGCUGCUGCAGGCAUCAUGAACUUCCAUUUUGACAAGAUUAAAGGCACACUCACCAUCAUUAAAUUUGGUCCUGGUCCAAAUGGAGUCUGGAGGACUCUACGCACAUAUAUGCUCACUUCAGGAUCUACUUUCGGGUAAUCAUUAUUAUUCCUCUCUCCAAAUCAACAUCAACGUGCUAAUAAGUUGCCAUCAGAUUCUUCAUGGCAAUUGGAAGUACCAUUCGUUCCGACAGUAUUGCAUCUCCAGAAACAUUAGCAGCAUUUGAUCGUGCGAACCGGCGUCCUCUUAUUAUGAAUCGCCCUUACCGUCCUUCGCCAACAUCAUAGCCGGGCAUGCGCCAUUAUGGGGUGAAGGGAAGCACGUCUACCUUGGGAGCAGAUGGAAACCGGCGAAUGCUUUGUAAUUUCAUGGCAUAUGUUUAUACGCAAUUGGUAAAUGCAUGUGGAAUGUUGGAUUUUGGUGUCUCGCUGCUCAUUCUUUGCAUGUGGGUGGAGUUGAAAGGGGUCAAUAUGUAUCAACAAAAUUUUCCCGAAGGCUCUUGUUUAGGCCUCUGAUGGGAUCGAUUCCACAAUACUCGAAUCAUACUACUUUAUCAUGGAUUUUGGGUGUUAUGCGAUCUUGAUUUAGGGGUUGUUACAACGUCUUCGGGUCUUUGUUGACCACCAGUAUGAGGUUGUUAUAUAAUGUUCGUGUUUUAUAUCGCUACCUCAAUUAUCCGCAAUGAACAACCGCACGAGUGUCCUCUACGUUUUGUUUCCUUUGCGUG
Molecule: messenger RNA, 1216 nt
Organism: Sclerotinia trifoliorum
Lineage: Eukaryota; Fungi; Ascomycota; Leotiomycetes; Helotiales; Sclerotiniaceae
Source: the annotation of a GenBank genome assembly